Molecule: messenger RNA, 3103 nt
Organism: Melanotaenia boesemani (Boeseman's rainbowfish)
Lineage: Eukaryota; Metazoa; Chordata; Actinopteri; Atheriniformes; Melanotaeniidae
Product: G-protein coupled receptor 37-like 1
Exons: 4
Coding region: 688-2253 (521 amino acids)
Biological process (GO): adenylate cyclase-inhibiting G protein-coupled receptor signaling pathway; positive regulation of MAPK cascade
Cellular component (GO): plasma membrane; signaling receptor complex
Molecular function (GO): G protein-coupled peptide receptor activity
Source: RefSeq, a predicted model, not a curated record
UGUUUGUGUGAGAAAGUCAGAGCCAAAAAGUGCAAAAGAAAGUAUCCAUGCAUGAUCGUGCAGACAAAUGUGUGUAUUUGUGUGUGUGCCAGCCUUGUUUGUAUGCCUGUGUGUGUUCUGACAAAGGAUCCAUCCAGCCGUGCUGCAGAGGGCUGCUUGUUCCCAGAGACCCUCAGAGCUCCAGGACGCCCAAUCUCUCUGCUGCCUUCGGCCCAGACACAGCAGCCCAGACACGGUCACCCACGCUCGCCCUGCUACCCCCGUCCUCCUGGAGCUCUGUUUGGAUUACUAAUGGAUGGGAAAAACAGAGGCCAGUUUUAAAGUGAGAAAGUUGGAGUGUUUGGAGUUUAAAGAGAAGACAGUGGAGAACUUAAUCUUGUCAGGAUCACAGGCUGAAAAAGCUGGACUGGAUUUCAACACAGUUUCUUCAUACUUUGGAAUUAUUAUUAUUUUUUUUAUCUUUGACAGACUUUCAUGUUGAAAUCUGACAUCAUCGAGGUAAUUAUUAACAUUUUUCUCUUUGCUGAUGAUUUUUCAGGAUCUGAACUAAAUCGCUCUUUCUGAAAGAUUCUGUAAACUUUCCCAACACAAGGCUCAUCAUUCCUGAGCACUGGGACUUCCUGGGACCACUGCUGGAAUUUUAUUUUUUUGGUUUUAACAGGAAUCUUACAAAUUAAAUUGUGCGUCAUGGCCCUGUUGGCUAUUUUCUUGCUGUGUCUGCAGCUGCCACUGCUGUUUAUCGAUGCAAAGGGCGUCGGGCAACAUGAAAAGCAGCAGAGCAGCGUUGAUAAACCCUCUUCAAGUAUCAGCCUCGAGUCCCUUUGGACUGCCAAGCUGGUAAAAACUCCAGAUGACACCUACCCCCCCGAACAGAGCCUCCCCCUCUCUGAGAUGGUGGACCUGGACUUGGACCGCCACCGCCGCCAGGCCCGUGGCUCAGAAGAGGACGAGCAACAGUCCACCUUCAGCCAUUCCUUUGAGAAUGAGUGGGUGACAACGCCUCAAACCACCGAGUUCAACAACACAACAAAAGUGGAAACAGAAAGUGACGAUCAAGAGGGCAACGUCAACCUUCAUGCUAACACCACCAGUCCUGAGCAUGACGCUCCAGGACUCUUCAACCCGUUUUACCCGCUUGUGGAGACCUCGUACGCGGCCUACGCGGUGCUGUUCCUUGCCGGCCUGGUGCUGGCAGUGGGCGUGGUGGGAAACAUGGCGGUCAUGUGCGUCGUCUGGAACAACUACUACAUGAGAUCUGCCUGGAACUACCUGCUGGCCAGCAUGGCAUUCUGGGACUUUUUGGUCUUGGUGCUCUGCCUUCCUGUGGUGGUCAUCAACCAGCUCUCCCAUAGGAGAAUACUGGGUGACAUCACCUGCCGCAUGGUACCUUAUAUGGAGGUUGUGUCUUUAGGCAUCACUUCCUUCACUUUGUGUGCUCUGGGUAUUGAUCGCUUCCACGCUGCCACCUCCUCGUCGCAACUGAAGGCUCGGCGUGUGGAGCGCUGCCGCUCAGUGCUGCUGAGGCUGCUGCUGGUGUGGCUUGCUGCUCUGCUGCUGUCCAGCCCCGAAAUCUUUCUGUGGCAGCUCAGCCAGGCUGUUUCCCCGUCAACCGGCCGGCUGGUCGACUCCUGCACCAUCACCCUGUCCUCUCCAUUGUCCCUCUACCUUCCCGACUCCCUCCACUCCCUGCUGCUCAGGUACCACCAGGGUCGGAUGUGGUGGUGUUUUGGCUGCUACUUCUGCCUCCCUGUCCUCUUCACCAUUCUCUGCCAAAUGGCCACCCGCAACGUCAACAGUGACUCCAGCGCCACCCAGAAACAGCGUAACCACGAUGACCGUUCCUCCAACCAGAAGCGGCAGCAGCACCAGGCGGUGGAGCGGCAGCUGAACUGCACACUGCUGGCCUUAGCCGUGGUGUAUGGCUUGUGUGCACUGCCCGAGCAUGUCUGCAACAUCACGCUGGCCUACACUCACAUCAAUGUGUCUGAAGACACUGCCUCCAUGCUGGCGCUGUUACAUCACUUUCUGCUGUUCUUCAAGUCUUCGGUGACACCGGUGCUGCUGCUGUGUCUGUGUAAGGCUCUUGGUCAGGCUUUCAUGGACUGCUGCUGCUGCUGUUGUCAGGAGUGUCAGCCAACCGCAGCUCAAGGCUCGCCAGGCUCCGCCCAGGUCAAACUGAAGGCAGCCAAUGAGACGUCCAUCUUCUUUGACAAGGCUAAAGACACAUCGGCCAUCUUGUCCAUCUCAAGCUAGAGUCAUGUGUCCCUCUUCAGUUGUCACUUUAUAAAUCAGUCUUGUCUUGGCUGUCCAGUCAUCUCUUAGUGUUAACUGUUAGCUGUGAACACUUUGCUUUCUUCUUCAACAUGAUAUUUCCAUCCCUUUGUGAUCCCCCCCUCUUCCUUUCAUUUAUGACCAACAAUGAUCAUGACUCCUCACCUGUCUUUCUGUCCACACCUCCUCAGACAGACUGUUUGUAAGAUGCUCGUUUGUGGACUCUACAGUCUCCUGUUUGUCCAGGAACUGGUGUUUAAUCCGUAGUGAGAUAAGAAAAAUUGCUGUUCUUGCACAACCAGCUGUUGUGACAGCAGGAGCCUGCUUCAGGACUCUGAACGGACUCUUCAAGUCAACCUCCUGCUGUCAUAUUCAGGAUGCAGAGUAAAAACCUGGCCACGCUCUGGAUUGAAGCUGUGAAGUUUGUGUUCUUUUGAAAAGUAAAUGAAGCUCAGUUACAGUAAGAGCAAAUAUGCAUGAUUAUCCUGGAGCACUUGAGGUCUGCUGCUCAAACACGAAGUGGGCUGGAGGUAAGCUUAGCUGUUCAGCUUGUCCUCUCUGGUAAAGCUUGCAAGAAAAAUAACUUAAUAAAUAAAUAAUCUUCUGAGAGUUUAACCAGCUAAAACCUGACGUGCAAAAACAUUUUCAAAUUUAAGUAUUGUUUUUAACAACCAACUUCUAAAAUCUAAGCUUUCUGUAAAAGAAAUUGCUGAAUAUGAUUUAAAAGUGUUAAAAACAAUGUUGAUGUCUUCACAAGUUAAAAGUCUGUAAGGUUAAAAUUGGAAUUUAAGAAUCUGAUUUGAGUUCAGUCAUUUUAAAGGUGCAAACUGUU